Peronospora matthiolae is the source of this 651-nucleotide messenger RNA. The record is from the annotation of a GenBank genome assembly. Lineage: Eukaryota; Oomycota; Peronosporomycetes; Peronosporales; Peronosporaceae.
AUGUACGAAGGGAUUGACAACCUGAAAUCCCUUUACGACCGUGCCGGGAAGACUUUCUCCGGCGGUCCUUCUGCGGCACAGGAUGUGCCGCUUUGUACUGCUCGACCAGACCCAGUAUGUCAACCAUCAGGUGGGAGCGGGGCUCCCAAGUAUCCCAGGACGGGGGAUAGCCGCGCCACCGGACGAGAUAACUCGUCCGACGUCCGUUCACGUCGCGGUGGUUCAACAGCUGCUCAACCAGAUAGCGCUGGCCACCGCGAGAGUCCUCUAAUGGAGGCGGAGGAGGAGGAAAGACGCUCUCCACACAAUCGUGGUGAUCCGUGUGUUCCCGAGAGCUUCUUUGAUCGCGUAACGCAAGGGUUACGCGGCGAUCUCGAACAUGAGCGGGACAGGCGUCUCCAACUGGCGGACGCUGUCUCGAAACAUCGAGCUGAGUUUGCCUUUGCUCAGCUUGAGAACGAGAGAGCUCUGACAUCUCUUCGUGACGAGCUAAGGGUAGCUCGUGGGAUUGUUGAUCGGUCUCGGGUUGAGAUAACUGCUCUCCAGACCCUUGUUAAUGCCCAACAUCGGGAGCACAAGGCUCUCUGUGAGAUGCUUGAGCGCAAUGGCGGUCUUCAUCGGAAGAAGCAGCGUACUGAUGGUACGGCUUAA